This is a messenger RNA of Thalassophryne amazonica, 886 nucleotides long. Its product is annotated as D-aminoacyl-tRNA deacylase 2-like. Bases 97 to 594 code for a protein of 165 amino acids. Gene Ontology annotation, cellular component: cytoplasm. NCBI's taxonomy places the organism in Eukaryota, Metazoa, Chordata, Actinopteri, Batrachoidiformes, Batrachoididae. The transcript has 3 exons. Gene Ontology annotation, molecular function: D-tyrosyl-tRNA(Tyr) deacylase activity. Gene Ontology annotation, biological process: tRNA metabolic process. The record is from RefSeq and is a predicted model, not a curated record.
CUGAGAGUGACGGUCCACGGAAGUUUCGGGCUUUGAGGUCUUGGUUCAGUUCACUGAACUAUACACUACGGUCGACCCUGAGUCCGUGUGUCUGUCAUGACGGAGAGGAGCGGCGCUCCGGUCGCCCGCACGGUGCUUCAGCAGUGUGUUGGGGCCAAAUUGCAGGUGGAACCGGCAACCCAGAACUCUGAGGCUCAGUGGGUCCAAAUCGACAGAGGGAUGGUGAUCUACAUUUGUUUCUUCAAAGGAGCUACACUUGACAUCCUACCAAAGAUGGUGUCCACCCUGUUGAACUUGCGACUGUGCGAGUCGGACUCCGGGAAAAUGGUUUCAGUGUCGGAGCUUCCCGGCAGCUUGCUGAUCGUCCCGCAGGCCACACUGGGCGGGAAGGCCAAAGGCAAGGCCAUGCAGUACCACAACAACAUCAGCAAAGAGGACGGACUGCGACUGUACGGCGCCUUUGUCUUGCUGUGUGAGACGGAGCUGCUGGCUGCGGCUGGAGCUGACGUGUCGGUGAAACACGGGAUGUACGGAAACAGACAGGUGCUGAAGCUCGACACCAACGGACCCUACACACAUCUGACUGAGUUUUGAUCCUGAUUCAGCAUCUUUGAUGCUCGAAUUCCAACAAAUGGUGGGGGAAUAAUGAGUAAUUUAGUUCAUAUUUAUAUUAUUGUAAUUAUGCAGAUCCACCUUGGAUUUGCUGUGGCGACCUCAAGUGAAAACAAGGGAACAGCCAAAGGGACUUACUUUUUAUGUUUUGUCCAGUUUCUGAGCCUCACAAAAAUGUCAUAUUGAACUCACUGUUUUGUUUAAUGUGCAUUUGUGAGAAAUAAUCACAUGGAAAUUAAGAAAGUUAAUAAAUGUUUGUGUGUGGAGAAGUUAA